Poecilia latipinna (sailfin molly) is the source of this 918-nucleotide messenger RNA. It is a transcript of the gene stoml3b, whose product is annotated as stomatin (EPB72)-like 3b. The coding region runs from base 255 to 815 and encodes 186 amino acids. The record is from RefSeq and is a predicted model, not a curated record. The transcript has 5 exons. NCBI's taxonomy places the organism in Eukaryota, Metazoa, Chordata, Actinopteri, Cyprinodontiformes, Poeciliidae. Gene Ontology annotation, cellular component: plasma membrane.
UGCAAAAAAAAUAUUUUUCUGUGCUCUCUCAGUUCCCCCAUUUUGCAACAAAAUUGUCUUUUGACCUGGUUUAAGUUUUAUGAUUCCACUCUGUUGAUGAUCAGCUCACAGUCAAAGCCACGCCUCCACAUUAAGGAACAUGAUAUUGCCGUGUUGCAGCUUUAAAAGGCUGACUCACUUCCUCUUGGUUAGACGCACUUUUACAACCCUUCCAGCAUAUUUUUCCAGGGAAUUCACUCAACUCUGAGCAGUACAUGGAAAUGGAGGAUCAGAUGGAAAGCCAGAAGAGGAGAGGAGUGAGCAAAGACACGCUGAUAUCUGAAGGGCCGGUCGGAUCUCUGGGAUGCUGCGGCUGGGUGCUGGUCAUCCUCUCAGGGCUUUUUGUUUUUUUGACCUUCCCAAUAACAAUCUGGGCUUGCUUUAAGAUUGUUCAGGAGUACGAGCGGGCCGUCAUCUUCAGGCUGGGCCGGAUCACGGACCGAAAGGCAAAAGGACCAGGAAUUUUCUUCAUUUUGCCAUGCACCGAUUCUAUUGUGAAAGUGGAUCUGAGAACUGUGUCAUUUGACAUCCCGCCACAAGAGAUUCUCACUAAGGAUUCAGUCACUGUGAGUGUGGACGGUGUUGUGUACUUCAGAGUAAGCGACCCCAUCGCCUCUGUGGCCAACGUGACUAACGCUGACUUCUCCACUCGGCUGCUGGCACAAACCACCCUCAGAAACGUUCUUGGCACCAAGAACCUGGCAGAGGUCUUGUCUGAUCGGGAGGGCAUCGCCCACAGCAUGCAGGUAAAGAAGCUGAAAGGGCUCUUAAGUUGACUUUUGUUCCCUCCUUCCUGAUUCACAUACGACCAAUGUGCUUGCUAAAGACCUGGAAAAGUUAUGAAGCUCACCCCAAGGGUAAUUAUUAUUGUUUAUGUAU